Molecule: messenger RNA, 2964 nt
Organism: Asterias rubens (European starfish)
Lineage: Eukaryota; Metazoa; Echinodermata; Asteroidea; Forcipulatida; Asteriidae
Product: ralA-binding protein 1-like
Exons: 14
Coding region: 283-2679 (798 amino acids)
Biological process (GO): endocytosis; small GTPase-mediated signal transduction; positive regulation of GTPase activity
Cellular component (GO): membrane
Molecular function (GO): small GTPase binding; GTPase activator activity
Source: RefSeq, a predicted model, not a curated record
UGGCGACGCCCAUGAGUGCAUUUUUCUAUUGCAGAAAAACAUGUCAAUAGUGUGAUCUUUGAGGCCUGUUACCGAGUUGUGAGCUUGAUAAAUGGAUGUUAAAGGGACUAAAAUAUUAGUAUUUUACGCGUUUGCUAGAUAAUUUGUGGUAUAAUUUGGUGAAAAUCACACAAACAUCUGUACCUAUUGACUUGUUCGAUCGUUGACGUUGUAACAUUAACCAAGGCCAUUUUUGAUUGGUUGUGUAAAUUAUUUUUCUGCAAAAAUUGACAUGACUACACAAUGAGUUUUGAUCCAGACCAAGUCAAUGAAGCAAAUUUCCCUGGUCUUUCUGGAAGUAUUCAGGAUGAAGAUGAGUUCAGCCAGGAUUCUGAAUGUAGCGAUAGGGAACUCUUCAAAAGCAAAGACAAGAAGAAAGACAAGAAGAAAGACAAGGAACGAGGCUACAAGUCAUUUGAGCCAAUGGAGGUGUACUCUGAUGAUGAAGAUGAGAGGGGCAAGAGAAAGCGGAGUAUCUUCCGCUCUCGUAAGGUCAAGACUCCAAAGGAGAAACACAAGGAAAAAGAGCCGGUAGUAGACGAGAAACAGAAAGAGAAAGAGAUGAUGAAAGCGGAGAAGAAACGGAGCAAGAGCAGAGAGCGAGAGGCCAAGAAGGAAAGGACAAGGAGCAAAGAGAGAGAAAAGUUUGCUCGUAAGAAGGCACACACCAUCAGCAAUGUGCCGUCUCCUAAACCUGUGGAAGUAAAGCCUGUCUUCGGUAUCCCCUUAGCCGAGGCUGUAGAACAUACCAAGAUGUACGAUGGGAUUGAAUUACCAAAGAUAGUACGAGAAUGCGUUGACUUUAUUGAAGAUCAGGGUCUAAGUGUUGCUGGUAUUUAUCGUUUGUCUGGGGUUAAGUCCAAGGUGGAGCUGCUGAAGGGCCGAUACAAUCGCAAUGAAGAGGUGGAUCUAAGUAGUCAAGAUCCAAACAACGUAGCAAGUCUCCUCAAGCAGUACCUUAGAGAGCUGCCUGAGCCUAUUCUCACCAAGACUCUCGCUCCUAAACUUGAAGAAACAGCAGCCAUUGCUGAUGUGAAGACCAGAGUAGCCCAGUUUAAUCGUAUGCUUCAAGUCUUGCCUAAAUGUAACUUUACACUACUGUCUUGGAUGGUGGUCCAUCUCGCUCACGUCCUUAACAAUGAGGCAGAGACUAAGAUGACAAUUCAAAACAUCUCCAUUGUGAUGUGUCCAACACUCCACAUUAGUCACCGAGUCCUCAACCUUCUCUUUACCAACUGGAAUACACUAUUCAAAGGUGUACAGAUCAAGAAGUGUCCGCAACCACUACGAUGGAACCAGACUAAAGAUCGGCUUGAGCUUCCAGAAAACACAGAUGCUUUGGAGGAUGAGUUGAUGCGACAGGAGGCCAUCUUGGCUAAGAUGCACGAGGAACUCAACAGGGGAUUGGCUGAUAAGUUGACUGAAGAACACCUUUGGGAAGUGCAGCGAAUAGUCACCCAGCUCAAGAGAAAAUUGCGAGUGAGUCGACGCAUUUCGGAAACAAGAAUUGCUGCCAUUGAAAAAGAGAAGGAGCGGGAAAAGGGAAAGGAGAGAGAAAAAGAAAAACAAAAAGAAAUUGAUAAAGACAAAGAGACAAAGAUUACUAAAGAAGAGGACAAACCAAAAACCCAAGAUAAAGACGUAGAAGUAAAAGAAAAAGGUGCUGCUUCUCAAGAAGUCAGGGAUCCUGACAAGGAGUCACUGGAAAGGACACCUAAGAAGAGACAGGCACCUAAGACUCCAUUAGAUGUUCAGCAAGUUGAUGAGGAGGAGGUUGCGACAGUUGACAACACUCAAGACAUUCCCAAGGUUGUGGUUGAGAUAAAGGAAAAAGAGAAAGAUGCGGUAGAGACCAAGAAAGUCAAGGAAGAUGAGGGCAAGGAGGAUGAGGAUGAAUCCGUCUUCUUGGAGGAUGCUGAAGCUAAGAAACAGGAUGAGGAAGAUCUAGAGAUGAUCCGUCUGUUGCUGUUGUCUCAAGCUGAGGUAAUGGCUGAACAGGAGGAGCUUCAAUCCAUACGCAACGAGUUAUUAAAGCGAGUUGAGGCUGAGCGACAGGAGGUACUGAGGUUGAAAGCGGAGAUCUGUGAGGCACACACUCACCAUUGUCGCACCUACCCAAUGGACAGUACGGAUAGCCUCAUGUCAUCGGAUAGCAGCACUGAUAGUGAUGAUGAAGAUGAUGACCGGGAGCUCCAGACUAUCCUGAAUAGACUCAUACGAGAAAACCAAGAACUAGAGCGCAAGAAUACUCAGCUCAGCCAUGAUAUCCACAAUGAGAGAGAAGCAUGUGUCGAGGUCAAAGUUCAAAUCAAACUACGACAGCAUCCCUACUAUGAAAUGGAACCAUCUAGUAUUCAGUCCGUAAAAGAUGUCCAAGCCCGAGAGAAAGAGCUGCGAGCAUUCGUCCGCGAGGAGCGAGAGGUCGAAUCGGACCCCGAGGUCGUUCUGAGCUCUGGAGAGGUCAAACGAGGUCGACGGAAAUCAAAGAGUAAUCCCAACGUAGCUGGACCAAUGGUGGUGGCUCGUGAUGCCGAGUGGCAUUUGGGGCCAGAUUUGGAAAGUGUAAAAGGACAGAAUGGGGAGAAGAAGACGUUGGAUGCAGCAAAAGGGAAGAGAUUGGAACGGGAGACAUCUGUUUGAAGAUACAACAGUGGUUUGGAGUACCAGAUCAUCGCUGUUCAAGUAUACACACAUGUCUUUAUCAAACCAUGACCUGAAAGCACACCAUUUCAAACUCACUGAUGGAACUUAAAACCCAAGCUACAGACAGGUUGUUAAAAAAAGACCAAUAUAAACCACAAGGGAAACUGACUGGGUAAAUUUUUACCAGUCAGUUGUCCUUGUGGUUUUUAUUGAUAUCUGAAACAAAAAGUUGCAUCCCCUUAAGGUGAUCCCCUGGCUGCUGCUUCCCAGGUUGUAUCGUAA